GAUUUCGUGUGUCUUCAGGUGUGAGAGAAAUAGCGAUGGCUCCUUCAUGGAAUGUUGCUGCUAGCCAGCCGCUCUUCGUCUAUGAAGAUGAAGUCAUGGUUCCAGCCGUCGUCCGUGAGGAGGAUGCUGAGUGCGCAUCUCAUCACAGUAUCUUUGAUGAGGCAGAUGAGCAUGCUGCGUGCACAUUCGGCAUGGUAGGCCUGCCAAACUAUCAGUUUCAUCAUCCUAUUAGUGCUGCCUUGUUGCGCAGCGACGAGCAUCAGGGAACAAUGGGGGUUGAUGCUAUGGAGGAAAUGGCUCCCAUGUCAACGGACUCUUUGCUCGAUAAAUCUGUGGCGAUCCCAGAUUCCUUAAUGAGUGACGUUCUGGAGACAACAAUCGAGGACGCUGCGCCUAAUACAUUGGGAUCUGGGUUGGCAUUUGACUCUCCCCUGGCGUCCAUUCGCUCGUCGGGGGUGUUUCUGGAUAUAGUGACCUCCAGUGUAAUGGACGAGUCGGCGGCUUUCUUUCUCAGCACUGCGCUGUCGUCCAUUUGUCAUCAAGACAGUGAUAUCGCCCCUACCACGUGUCCUUCUCCUACAGGAGAUCGGGAGCCGUUCCCAGCUUUCGUAACAAAAUCAAGAACCGAAUCUACCCCCUCGGUGUCCGACAGGUUCAAGCGUCUAAGCAUGGACAAUAAGGAGAAUAUCGACCCGUUGAAGUUCAGCGAACUCUGGGCAAGGGAAGUGGAGCAGAGACUGAAUGGGGUGACGUCAUCUCCUUGCACCGUUUCAUCGGAUGGAUGGGCCGAGUCGCCGCGAACGCGCAGCCCUCUCCCUGCCGGCCAUCCUCGAUCGCCGCUUCAAGACAUCACCUCUUUUUUCCUUCCCACUAGAACAAAUGAAGGCGAUGCCUGCCGUGACAAUCUGCGCGAUGACCGGGACGACGGCAGCCAUGAUGAUGAUAAGAAGGCAACAUUCAAUACGACAACAUUCAAGACGAAGCACACAGACUCUCCUGCUGCCAAGUCCGCUGCCGCAUCUUACAAGGUCUCAGGAGAUGAAUGCAGUAUCUUAAUCGAUUGUCUGCGAAGAUGUUCAGCUGCCGGGGGUGUGGCGUCGUCAUUCCCUACAUCCCAUGCGCAGCUGCCCAAUCUUGUCCAGCGAUCACAGAACGGGAAGCGCGUGGCGUCGUCGGCGACCAGCAAGAAGCAGAAGCACGCUGACAGGACGAAGGCCAGAAGACCUUCCACAGUCAGCGCGCGCAUGUUGAGGUGAACAGGGAGGAGAGGGAUCGUGCGUGAUCUCUGGCAUCUUCCCUUUGCCUAAUUUAUGUAUUCUUGAG
Molecule: messenger RNA, 1323 nt
Organism: Chara braunii
Lineage: Eukaryota; Viridiplantae; Streptophyta; Charophyceae; Charales; Characeae
Source: the annotation of a GenBank genome assembly